Molecule: messenger RNA, 906 nt
Organism: Aspergillus ochraceoroseus IBT 24754
Lineage: Eukaryota; Fungi; Ascomycota; Eurotiomycetes; Eurotiales; Aspergillaceae
Exons: 1
Coding region: 14-703 (229 amino acids)
Biological process (GO): malate transmembrane transport
Cellular component (GO): membrane
Molecular function (GO): malate transmembrane transporter activity
Source: RefSeq, a predicted model, not a curated record
CCGUCUCCAAACCAUGGCGCCCUCGUGGAUCCUCCCCAUCUUCCCCGUCAUGCUCAGCGGAACCAUCGCCUCCAUCCUCGCCGAGCAGCAGCCCCCGCGCGCCGCCCUCCCCAUCAUCUGCGCCGGCCUCACCUUCCAGGGCCUGGGCUUCUCCGUCAGCUUCCUCAUGUACGCCCACUACCUCGGCCGCCUGAUGGAAUCCGGCCUGCCCGCGCGCGACCACCGACCCGCCAUGUUCAUCUGCGUCGGACCCCCCGCGUUCACUGCCCUAGCCCUGAUCGGAAUGACCUCCAAGCUCCCAGGCAUCUUGGAAAACACCACCACCACCACCACCACUACCGCUAUGGGCCACGACAAGGAGCUCGCCGCCCAGAUCCUGGCCCUGCUCGCCAUCGCCUGCGCCAUCUUCCUCUGGGCCCUGAGCCUGUGGUUCUUCAGCCUGGCCGCCCUCGCCGUCGCGCGCGGCCCGCCGCUCGCCUUCCACCUCAACUGGUGGGCCAUGGUCUUCCCCAAUACGGGCUUCACCCUCGCCACCAUCUCCCUGGGCGACGCCCUCGACAGCAGCGCCGCCGUGGCCGGGGUCGCUACGGCCAUGUCCCUCGCCGUUCUCUGCAUGUAUCUGUUUGUUCUGUUCCGGAAUCUCCGCGCCGUGCUUCGGCGCGAGAUUGUGUAUCCGGGCAAAGACGAGGAUGUUUCCGACUAGCUCCUCUCUUCUUUUUCCAUCCCUCUGGUCUUAGAAACAUCAGUCGUUUGGAUUCUGAUUUGCGUUGCGUUGCGUUGCGUUUGCAUUCCAGGUGUUGUUGUGUUCCGCUCUCGUUCAAGACUUCGUAGUAGAUCUAGACUAGGUAUUUCAUGCGGCGUUAGAAAGAAGAAUUAAUACACUAGAUAGACUAUACAUCCAACCCA